Eremomyces bilateralis CBS 781.70 is the source of this 1002-nucleotide messenger RNA. RefSeq lists its product as uncharacterized. Lineage: Eukaryota; Fungi; Ascomycota; Dothideomycetes; Eremomycetales; Eremomycetaceae. The record is from RefSeq and is a predicted model, not a curated record. The transcript has 2 exons. Bases 1 to 1002 code for a protein of 333 amino acids.
AUGGAGUUGCACCCCGUCUUCCUCUCCCUGCUUUUCACGCCUCUUGCCGUGGCUGCCGAGACCUGGAAGGUCACCAAGUUCUACACCCAUUAUAUGGCCGAGAACAGUGGUACCGAGAACGGUACCUGGCCUGCAGGUUCGGAAUUCAACACCACUGUCUGCUUCACGCUGUCUCCCACUAGCGGGUCCGACCAGAAGAAUAUUGAGUGCCAGGGCACUUUCGCUCCUUUCACGCACGACACCUUAUGGCGUUAUUGUGACGGGGAUGUCCAUGCCUGGCGGCUCGAACCUGGACAUUUCGAAGCAGUGUCCAUGUGGGGGUUGAACAUCUUGCGCUCCGACGUAGAGGAUUCCACUGUCAGGACCACAUACGCGCAAUUCCAUAUGGUCAAUAAUGAGCCAGAAAACCCUCAAUCCUUCCUCACCUGCACGGAAGGCAAGCCAUUGGAAGGUUGGUCAUGUGCGCUCGACGGUCAACUUUCCGUCCCCUCUCCCGUCAGGUUUCCGCUCUACGAACGGCAGGCCCACGCCAAGCCAUUUAAGGUCAGUAAUUUUACGAUUGAUAGAGACACCGGCCGCAGGACAUUCUCUAUCACUGAUCCUAACGUGCUGGACUCCUACGACAUUGGAGGCAAGACGUUCCGGUCUAGCACUGAGUGCAAGCUGGGGCCCGUGGGCCAUAUGCUUAAGCACGGGAAUGAAGACUUCCUCAAAUGCGAUGACGAGUCUUUCUCCUUUAAACUUGGUCCCUCGAACGACACGAGGGGGAUGAGGGGGUUUCACUUGGAGGUCCGCCAUAACCUCCCGCUCGCCUCGUUCCAGGUGGACGUCAUCGCACCCUCUGAGUCUAUCAUCAGUGGAUCCGUCGAUCUAGAGUUCGGGAAGGACUUUAACUACGACUACAGCCGGCUUAAGCGAUCUUGCGCUCUUACACUGACGCGUGGAAAAGCGGAGGUCAAUGUCACGUCGCUCGCCGUCGCUGGCUCUUAUGGCUUGCCUUAA